Molecule: messenger RNA, 480 nt
Organism: Colletotrichum fioriniae
Lineage: Eukaryota; Fungi; Ascomycota; Sordariomycetes; Glomerellales; Glomerellaceae
Source: RefSeq, a predicted model, not a curated record
AUGUCUUGGCCCUGGAUGCCAAGAAAUGACCUCGGUGACGAGCAACUCCGCAACCUUCAGCAAGGCUUUGAGCGUUACAAGCCCGGAACAAGAUUGACGCUCUGCCCUCGAGAGCCAGGUAUACCGUACGGCCUUCCAGAGUACGGACCAGGAAUCCGCCCCGAGUCCAACGAGUGGUUCCUCCCAAAUUUCGACCCAACCAUCGACCAGCCGGACCACGAAGCGCAAGUCGAGAUCAUCGAAUGCUUGAAGGGUGGUGUCAAGGGUGGUGUCCUAGUCCUUUUGUGCAAGAUCAUCAAGGUGCCAUCUAUCAGGCGUACUACUCACCAUCCUCUCACUCGCGAACUAGAGGUUGUGCUCAAAGUAUUCGACUCAGUGUUCUUCCCUCAGUCUCUGGAAAUAUUUCUGCGCGAGCACGUUCCAGAUGACUUGCCCAAUCAGCUCCUGAGCCGGGAGGCUAAUGCUUAUGAGUAUUUCUAA